AUGAUGCCGGCUGCUGCUGCUGCUGCAGCAGCAGCAGCAGCAGCAGAGGGGGCCCCCGGGGCCCCCCCUGCAGCAAAUGGCCGAGAAGGGCCAGAAGACUCUUUGGAGGCAGUCUUGGGUCUGCUGCGCCGAGACCUAGCUGCUGCCAUUGGCAGCAGCAGCAGCAGCAGCAGCAGCAGCAGCAACUCCCCAGCAGCAGCAGCAGCAGCAGCAGAUGGGGUUUUUCAACUGUCUCUCUCUCGCCGCUUUCUUGAUCGCCGCGCAGAGCGAAUGAUCCUUUUGGGCACUGCCAACUUCAUAAUUGCCCUUGGACAGAGCUUGGGUCUUUCAAUUGAGUGCGUCUGCGCUGCUCUGAGGUUUUUCUACUUGGGAGCAGAGCAGCAGCAGCAGCAGCAGCAGCAGCAGCAGCAGCAGCAGCUCCGCUUGACUAACAGAAAAGCUGCUGCUGCUGCUGCUUUGCUGCUGGCGUGGAAGCUGCUAGACGACAAUGACCCAAUCAAGAGCCAGCGCCGUGUGCAGUGUCUCUCGAGGGCCUUUUACCGACUUUGCCAAAGACAGAAGGCGCUGCAGCUAGCUGCUGCUUAUCCUUUGCUGCAGCAGCAGCAGCAGCAGCAGCAGCAGCAGCAGCAGCAGCAGAACCACCAUCCGCAGCAGCAGCAGGCGGACGCGCCCCGCAGCAGCUGCUCCCGCGCGCAGCAGCCAGAGCCCCCCUUGCCGCCGCAGCAGCCGCAGCAGCAGCAGCAGCAGCAGCAGCAGCAGCAGCAGCAGCAGCAGCAGCAGCAGCAGGUGCAGCAGCUGCAGCAGCUGCUGUGUUCUUCUUCCGCGUGGCUGCUGCUGGACGGAGGGGUUUGCUGCAGGCAGCUAAACAGCCUCAUAAGACAAAAAGAAAUGUCUUUGCUGCAGUCCUUAGGGUUUGGAUUGGGGGCCCCCCCGCUAGCAGCAGCAGCAAUAACGCGGCACGUCAAGCUGCUGCUGCAGCCCUGCAGCAGCAGCAGCAGCAGCAGCAGCAGCAGCAGCAGCGGGGGCUGCUGCUGCAGCAGGUGGCCCCGCAAGGGCAGGGCCUUUGCUGCGCUGCUGCACGGCCUGGAGUGCCGCAGCAAAGAAGAGCUGCUGCUGCUGCAUGCAACCCCUUUGGCCCUGGAGCUGGGGGCCCCCCUUCUUGCUGCUGCUGCUGUUGUUGCUGCUGCAGUUGCUUUCGAGCUGCCUUGCCCUGGGGACGUCUGGGGGGCCCCCCAGCAGCAGCAGCAGCAGCAGCAGCAGCAGCAGCAGCGGGAGCAGCAGGAGGAGCCCCCCCUUAAGAAGUUUAAGCAGCACGCAGGGGCAGAAGCAGCAGCAGCAACGGCAGCAGCCUCUGCAACUGCUGCUGCUGCUGCUGCUGCUGCUGCUGCUGUGCAGCAGCUUGCUGCCUUUGACCGCCACGUGCAGCAGUACCUUGCUGCAGCAGCAUCUCUUUGCUACAUACCCGCAGCAGCAGCAGCAGCAGCAGCAGAGUCAAGCUCCCCCGCCCCAUCGGGCGCGCCCUCAGCUGCUGCAGCAGCAGCAGCAGCAGCAGCAGCAGACGCAGCAGCAGCAGCAGCGCAGCUGCAGCCGCAGCGGCUGCAGCAGGUGCUGCAGCUGCUGCGCCUCUGCCGUGUGUGGCAGUUCGAUUUGCUGCAGUCGAGGCCCCUUCUUCUUUUAAAUGAAAAAACAAAUACAAAUCAUACCAAAUAA
Molecule: messenger RNA, 1710 nt
Organism: Eimeria necatrix
Lineage: Eukaryota; Apicomplexa; Conoidasida; Eucoccidiorida; Eimeriidae
Exons: 3
Coding region: 1-1710 (569 amino acids)
Source: RefSeq, a predicted model, not a curated record